This is a messenger RNA of Cotesia congregata, 2247 nucleotides long. The record is from the annotation of a GenBank genome assembly. NCBI's taxonomy places the organism in Eukaryota, Metazoa, Arthropoda, Insecta, Hymenoptera, Braconidae.
UGUUAUUGUCAUCAGAGUCACGACUCGUCGCCAGUAACAGAUAGUUGUCUAUUAUCUGUGUGGAUAUUCUAUGGAAUAAAUUAUACUAAAAUAAACUUUAAUAUAAUCAUUUAUACUCAGUUACUCCAAGCGUUUGCAAUUCAUUUGAUAAUGCUCACAUUUUUUAUUAUUUCUUUGUCGCUAACUCUUGGAGUUUUUUUAAACAAUGUUGCUGGUGAUUCUCCAGCAAUUUACGAGCAGGAUAAAAUAAAUGGAACUGUUCCAUCUCAACGUUACAGUUUUGAAGUUGACUAUGAAAAUAAUGAGUUUUUAUUAGAUGGAAGGCCAUUUCGAUAUGUAUCGGGAAGUUUUCACUAUUUCCGAACGCCAAGAGCUUACUGGAGAGAUAGGCUAAGAAAAAUUCGUGCCGCUGGUCUAAAUGCCAUUUCUACUUAUGUCGAAUGGAGUCUUCAUCAACCAAAGCCAAAUGUUUGGCACUGGACGGGCGAAGCUGACAUAGUUUCUUUUCUAACAAUGGCCCAAGAAGAAGACCUGUUCGUUUUAUUGAGACCUGGGCCUUAUAUUUGCGCUGAGCGAGACUUGGGAGGAUUACCACCGUGGUUGAUGAGCCUUGUUCCCGACAUUCAAAUGCGUACCAACGACCAGCGCUACAUGCGAUACGUCGAAAUAUACUUCAACGAGCUUUUCAGUAAAAUAAAGCACUUGCUCAGAGGAAAUGGAGGCCCGAUAAUUAUGGUCCAGGUGGAAAAUGAGUAUGGAAGUUUUCCGGCAUGUGAUUUGCGGUACAAAGAAAAUUUACGGGACAUACUUUUACGAAAUGUCCAAUCGAAAGCUCUUUUGUACACAACAGAUGGAAUAUAUGAAAAAGCUUUGAGGUGUGGGGUAGUUUCUGGCGCUUACGCAACUAUUGACUUUGGUGCCUCAACAAAUGUGUUGAGCAAUUUUGAAUUAAUGAGAAAGUAUCAACCAAGCGUAAGUAUUUUAAUGAAUUUUAUUAAUUUUAUUUUUUAAAUUUAAUAAUGUACACUGAAAAAAAAAUUGACCUGAAUCAAGAUGAAAAAUUCUUGAAUCAAGUAAAAAUUACUUAAACUAAGAAAAAUUUCUUAGGGUCCGCUUGUUAACUCUGAAUAUUAUUCCGGAUGGUUGACUCACUGGGAAGAAUCAUUCCAGAGAGUCGAAACAGGAAUUUUUGUAAAUACAUUGAAGCAAAUGUUGGCAUUGAAUGCUUCUGUUAAUAUUUACAUGUUUUAUGGUGGGACCAAUUUUGGAUUUACAGCAGGAGCAAACGGAGGCGAUAAAUAUUGGCCUCAAAUAACCUCUUAUGAUUACGACGCACCUCUCACAGAAGCCGGUGAUCCAACAGAUAAAUAUUUCGCAAUACGCAAAGCGCUCUCAGAGUUUUUUAUGCUGCCAAAUUUGCCGCUGCCGACGGUCUCGCCGAAAGGCAAUUACGGGUCUAUUCUUCUUGACCCAAUAAUGCCGCUGUUUGGCAGAGAAGCUCAACAAUUGUUUGCUUUUUCCGUUGCUGAUUACUCAAUGACACCCCCGACGUUUGAAAAACUCCAGCAGUCUUAUGGGUUUGUUCUUUAUGAAACCCAUUACAGCCCCCGAAGCAGAGAUCCAUCGAUAUUGAGAGCUGACGUCGCUGACCGGGGACUGGUUUAUGUCGACGACUACCUUUCUGGUUCCCUGAGCCGCACGCUCAAAAUAGACAAUGUUGUUUUGCAAAAUCCCUACGGAAAAAGUCUUAAAAUACUCGUUGAAAACCAAGGACACCUCAAUUUUGGAAAUAUCAUUCAAGAUUGGAAGGGGAUUUUUAAUGUUACGAUAAACAAUGAGAGGAUUAUCAACUGGAAUGCGACUGGAUUUCCUUUGGACACUAUGCCGUCUAUGAAAAACUUUAGCAAUAUUGAAAUUCCGACUGGAAAUCUGGUCAAUGGUCCUGUAUUUCUUCGCUCGACAUUCAUAAUAAAGAAUAAUCCACCACUAGACACCUAUCUGAACACCGCUGGUUGGGGUAAAGGAGUUGCUUUUCUGAAUGGACAUAAUCUGGGACGGUACUGGCCACAAACUGGUCCUCAGGUCACCCUCUAUGUACCUGGAGUAUUUUUGAAGACUGGAGAAAAUGAGCUGGUUAUUUUGGAACUUGAGUACGUGGCGGAUAAUAUGAAAAUGAAGUUCCAAACUGUCGCUGAUUUGGGAUUUACUCAAAAUUAUACUCUAAAAAUUCAACCUGAUAAUAAUUAA